Messenger RNA from Exophiala aquamarina CBS 119918, 858 nucleotides. RefSeq lists its product as uncharacterized. Gene Ontology annotation, biological process: monoatomic anion transmembrane transport. The transcript is spliced from 6 exons. Gene Ontology annotation, molecular function: voltage-gated monoatomic anion channel activity. The record is from RefSeq and is a predicted model, not a curated record. Gene Ontology annotation, cellular component: mitochondrial outer membrane. NCBI's taxonomy places the organism in Eukaryota, Fungi, Ascomycota, Eurotiomycetes, Chaetothyriales, Herpotrichiellaceae. Bases 1 to 858 code for a protein of 285 amino acids.
AUGUCUGGAAUUCCAGUGCCCUUCAGCGACAUCGCUAAGCCAGCGAACGAUCUCCUCAACAAGGAUUUCUACCAUACCACCGCUGCCAACCUCGAGGUCAAGUCCAAGGCACCAAAUGGCGUCGUUUUCAAUGUCAAAGGGAAAUCUGCCCAUGAUGGUCCUAUUUCCGGCUCGAUCGAGGGCAAAUACAGCGACAAGGCAACUGGCUUGACCCUCACGCAAACAUGGACAACAUCCAACAGCCUCGACACCAAGUUGGAGCUGGAGGACAACCUGACCAAGGGUCUGAAAGCUGAGGUUCUGACCAACUACCUGCCCGCGAAGAAGACCUAUGGCGGCAAGCUCAACCUGCUCUACAAGCAACCCAACAUCCACACCCGCCUGUUCACCGACCUCUUCAAGGGCCCCACCGCGACCUUCGACGUGACGCUCGGCCACGAGGGGUUCCUCAUCGGCGCUGAGGGAGGCUACGAUGUCGGAAAAGCCGCCAUUACCAAAUACGCCCUUGCCGCCGGCUACAGCCAGGGCUCCUAUGCAGCUGCCCUCACCGCCACAAAUAACCUCAGCAUCUUCUCUGCCAGCUAUUACCACAAAGUCAACGCCGAGGUCGAGGCCGGCGCAAAGGCCACCUGGGACUCCACCGCCGGAAGCAACGUCGGUCUCGAGGUUGCCAGCAAGUACAAGCUCGACCCCAGCUCGUUCGCAAAGGCCAAGAUCAACGACCGCGGCAUUGCCGCCCUCGCAUACAACGUCAAGCUCGGCACCGGCGUGACCCUUGGCCUCGGCGCUUCCCUCGACACCCAGAACCUGAACCAGGCUGCACACAAGGUCGGCGCCUCUUUCACUUUCGAGGGAUAG